Asterias rubens (European starfish) is the source of this 3744-nucleotide messenger RNA. Its product is annotated as glutamate receptor ionotropic, delta-2-like. Bases 4 to 2766 code for a protein of 920 amino acids. Gene Ontology annotation, cellular component: postsynaptic membrane; plasma membrane. The transcript is spliced from 17 exons. Lineage: Eukaryota; Metazoa; Echinodermata; Asteroidea; Forcipulatida; Asteriidae. Gene Ontology annotation, molecular function: transmitter-gated monoatomic ion channel activity involved in regulation of postsynaptic membrane potential; glutamate-gated receptor activity. Gene Ontology annotation, biological process: modulation of chemical synaptic transmission; monoatomic ion transport; synaptic transmission, glutamatergic. The record is from RefSeq and is a predicted model, not a curated record.
AUCAUGGAGCAGCCGACCAUUGUGGAAGAGGAAAUGAUCCGUCUUGCCUUUGACAAUAUAAACAUUGAUGACGUCAUAUUACCAGAGUCUCGCUUGGACUAUACCAUCUUUCGGAUUACUUCUCCAGAUCCGUUUGGUGCGGUAAAGUCAGCCUGCACAAUGUUAAACUCAACCAUGGUCGCAAUGGUGUCUUCGACAGGCUGCGAGACAAGUCUCGCCCUCCAGUCGUUAACGAACUCUUUCGAUGUGCCGCAUAUAAUCGUGCCGAGCGAGGAGUGUCCAAUAGAGAAACACAACAGUUUUACAGUCAACGUGCGGCCUAGUUUACUAUACCUCAGCGAGGCAACAUUGGAACUUGUAUGGAGUCUAGCGUGGACUAAGAUCUGCAUAUUCUACGAUUCAGAAACAGCUUACAAAAAUGUACAGCAGUUCCUGCACCUAUCAACAGAGUCCGACGACAAAAAGCCACCGGAAGUGACGUUAUUCCGGCUGGAUGACACCGAGGAUUCCAGCACCGUGAUUGCCAUCAUCCGAGUCCUCCACAAGGCCAAAGACUCGGAAAUUAAAAACAUGAUCACAUUUUGUAACACAGCAAAUAGUAUGAAAAUUAUACGGCAGGCUGCCCUUUUUGGGAUGACUUGUGGCAAAUUUAAGUGGAUAGUCACUACACAGAUGAGCGUAGACAACGCUGUCGGAUCGCUGGACUGGGACACAUUGGUGGAUGACGAACCCGGAGGUUUCACAACUACCGGGGAAAUCAUCGAAGAUGGCGGCAUGAGGUUCCUAAACGGAUCUACGGGGAUCGUCACGCUCAUUAAACAGCAGGUCAAAGUUCAAAUACAACCUCAGGAGUUCUACAACGCUUGGCGGAUACUGUACGAGGACGUCGACCGUGAGAACGACGUGAACGCCACGUACCUCUCCCCUGGGUACCUCAACACGGUUCAGUUCAAAGCAGCCUACAUGUACGACGCUGUGCGGGUCCUCGCGGUGGCCUUAGACGAGCUGGUAGAAAGAGACAAGUACAUAGAACCCGAGAGUCAACAAUGCUACGAGAGUAAGCCUCGAACGUGGAAAGGAGGCACCAGACUAAGAAAGCUCCUUCACAGGACGGAAACGAAUGGACUGAUGGGUAACAUUCGAUACAACCACACCAACCUGAAUGAUGAGAUCGCUGUGGAUAUCAUCACGGUCGAAAGUCGGCUGAAUCAAACCAAGGCAUGGAAGAUUGGAUCAUGGGACCCGGACAAUCGACUGAAUUUGGUCAAAACUCCCUUUACGCGGAGUUUCGAGCCUUUCAUCAGUAACAAUACAACCCUGCGUAUUGUAACAGUAGUGGAGGCACCCUUUGUCAGCCGGGAUGAGACAGUGAACGGCCACAAGUAUUCUGGUUUCUGCAUCGACAUGCUGGAUUUUAUUGCAAGGGAGCUGAACAUUAAAUACGAACUGUACCUUGUACCCGACGGGCUCUACGGUGGAAAGACUGAAGAUGGGACGUGGAAUGGGCUGAUUGGAGAAGUGUACUACCGUCGAGCUGAGCUUGCCGUGGCCGGCAUGGUCAUCAAUUCUGACCGGGAGGCAGUAGUAGACUUCACCAAGCCCUACAUGAACUACGGUGUGGGAAUUCUCAUGCGUAAACCACAGAAGAAGACCAACAUCUUUGCCUUCCUGGAGCCGUUGGAUUUCAACGUGUGGGGCUGCGUCCUUGCCUCGCUCUUUGUGGUCGGGAUAUUGAUCUAUAUCGUAGACCGACUCAGUCCGUACAGUAGUUUUAGGCGGGAAAACUCCAAUAACCAAGACGCAUUUGACUUGAAAAACAGCAUGUGGUUUGCCUUCGCGUCUUGCAUGCAGCAGGGUGGUGAUACCUCUCCUCUGUCCAUCUCUGGCCGUGUCCUGAGCGCCUUCUGGUGGUUCUUCGCCCUCAUCAUAACAGCCACCUACACGGCCAACCUUGCCGCCUUCCUGACCGUCACCCGCAUGGAGAACCCCAUCAACUCCCUGGAGGACCUGGCCAUGCAGAAGACCGUCGUCUACGGAACCAUCGUCAACAGCAGCCUGGCCCGCUUCUUCGAGAAGCGGAAAAACCAGCCCACAUACGAGCGGAUGUGGAGCUUCAUGUCCGACUCGGAUGUCAACCCCUGGGUGCCCAACGCAGAGGCGGGGUACAAAAGGGUACAGAACGAGGAGUACGCAUUUUUCUGGGACGCACCCAUCCUGGACUAUAUCAAGCAGAAGGAAUGUAAUGUCAUGACAGUUGGCAAGCCGUUUAACCUGAAAGGGUACGGCAUCGCUACACCACAACACGCUCCAUGGAGAGACAAGAUAUCACUGGUAAUUCUAAAAAUGCAGGAGGAGGGCCAUAUAGCGGAGCUACGGAAGAAGUGGUUCGAUCGGGAGUCCAGCUGCCCCGAGGAGAUGGACAACAUGAACGCCCAAUCCCGGGCCACGGACAUCAAUCUGGACCAGAUAGCAGGGGCCUUCUAUGUCUUAAUACUCGGGGCGGUGCUGUCCUUCGUCGUGGUCAUUGUGGAACACAUCUGGCACAAGCCUUCGUUUUACAAGAAGCGGCAGAAAGAGACGGGCAGGAUAACACUGGACUGGUCUGAGAAACUUCCACCUCGAGAGAUAAGAAAUAACGGUCUUUCCAACAUUGACAAUUGUUCUUCCAGUAAGCAUUUAGUUGUUCAGGAAAACGACUCUUUAGCAUUAACACCAUUACGGCCAAACCCAUGGAGUACAACAAGCAUGCCAGAGAGUGCGUGCUAGUAACUAUUAGUAGUACCACACCCCCAACUAGACACAGCUACCGGGGGACAAGCCUCAAAUCCACGGGGGCACUACUUUACUCACACACGGUCAAGAAGUUUAAGAAAGAGUACACCCAGCUUCCACAUCAGACACAACCAGACGUCUUCCUCAAACAAUCUGCACCCCAACAGCCAUCUUGGCUUUGCUCAAAUGCAUGGCAACCAACCCGAGAUUAUAGCAGAAGAUAAGUCUGGGAUCCCUUUUGAGUACAUUGUGAAACAAAGCGGGAAGAAGUAUAGUCUGUUCCCGUUUAACAUUACAGUGAUAUAUAACAUUGAUCUCACAUAGGAAUGCUAACUAAAUAUAACAACGAACUCUCUUCAAUCCAAUGUCACAAAAGUUGAGAAUAAAAUCGUUUACAAACCAAGCCAUCCAAUGCAAGGCUGAAUUGUAAAUAACUAUAUAAUUAUAUCUGUUUAAAGUAGGUGCCGGAAGGGUAAUAGUAGGCAAUGCUUUCAACACAUUACAAUUCCAUAGGAGAAACUUUGGCCGCUCCUCUCUAUACCCCUCUCGCCUUUCAAAGCUCUGACUGAGUUCAAGUAAUUUGACAGGUAUAGACAACUAAUAUUUUACAUAGGGCCUAAAUUGUUUAUGUUCAACUUCCAAAGUUUCUUUCAUGUCAACAUCAACUUUAAAAUUAGAAUUGGAAUGGUUUAUUUGCCAAUGCUUAAAAACAAUCACAGAAAUUUCUUACAGCAUCAAACACUCUAAACAUACGAUACAACAUAAAAACAGACUUUAGAACUACCAUGCUCAGUGGCAGAGUGUGCCCCACCCCCUCCCCCCUCUCGUACAGAAGUACCAACCAACACCAACCCCACCUCUUCUAAAAAAAAAAAAAAAAAAAAAAAAACACGACACUAACACACAAAUGAACGAAUCCUCUUGAGAAUUUCUGGGGCUACAGAGAGGGGGGAGCAACACCAUGUCUUAUAU